Messenger RNA from Anoplophora glabripennis (Asian longhorned beetle), 5769 nucleotides. RefSeq names its product transcription elongation factor SPT6 (gene Spt6). Gene Ontology annotation, cellular component: transcription elongation factor complex. Gene Ontology annotation, biological process: positive regulation of transcription elongation by RNA polymerase II; transcription elongation-coupled chromatin remodeling; mRNA transcription by RNA polymerase II. The record is from RefSeq and is a predicted model, not a curated record. Bases 150 to 5558 code for a protein of 1802 amino acids. Gene Ontology annotation, molecular function: histone binding; DNA binding; nucleosome binding. The transcript is spliced from 25 exons. Lineage: Eukaryota; Metazoa; Arthropoda; Insecta; Coleoptera; Cerambycidae.
GUGUCACUGAUGCCAAAGUUGAUGGAAGUAUCAAACAUUUUACCAGAUAUGAAGAAAAAUAAACUUUAAAUUAAAAUUUAACCACCAGUGAACUGCAUUUAUUUAAAAUAUUUGUCAUUUGUAAUAUAACCGACAAGGCUGAAUAAACAAUGGCAGAUUUUAUCGAUUCCGAGGCCGAAGAAAGUAGCGAGGAAGAGGAACUAGAACCCCAUGAACGCAAAAAAGCCAAGGCCGCUGUACAAGACAGUUCCGAAGAAGAAGAGGAUGACGAUGAAGAACGUCUACGUGAGGAAUUAAAAGAUCUUAUCGAUGACAACCCUAUAGAGGAAAGUGAUGCCGAAUCAGACACAUCUGGUAGGGAAAAACGUAAAAAAUCAGAUGAUGAGGACCUAGAUGACCGAUUAGAAGAUGAAGAUUAUGAUUUGCUUGAGGAAAAUUUAGGAGUUAAAGUCGAAAGAAGGAAAUUUAAACGUCUACGAAGAAUACAAGAUGAAGAAAGUGAAGGUGAGGAAGAGCAGGAUCCUGAACAGGAACGAGACCAUAUUGCUAUGGAUCUGUUUUCGGAAGAUGAUGACGAAAGACGAUCGGAACGCAGUCACAGACCAGCUGUGGAACCCGAACAGUUCGGAGAGGAAGAAGAAGAAGGGGAAUAUUCAGAUGCCGACGAUUUUAUUGUAGAUGAUGAGGGCCGUCCUAUCGCAGAGAAACGAAAGAAGAAAAAGCCUAUUUUCACUGAUGCUGCUCUUCAAGAAGCUCAGGAGACAUUUGGAGUCGAUUUUGACUAUGAUGAAUUCUCUAAGUAUGAACAAGAUGACUAUGAAGAAGAGGAGGAGGAAGAGGAAGAUGAAUAUGAAGAAGACGAAGAUGGAGAAAGAAGGAGGCGUCCUAAGAAAGCUGCCAAGAAAAAGCCUACCAAAAAGUCCAUAUUUGAGGUGUACGAGCCUAGUGAGCUCAAAAGAGGCUUCUUUACCGAUCUCGACAAUGAAAUUCGUAACACUGAUAUACCGGAAAGAAUGCAGAUACGAGAUGUGCCUAUUACGGCGGUCCCUGAUGACUCCACAGAAUUGGACGAUGAGGCUGAAUGGAUAUACAAGCAAGCGUUUUGCAAACCAACGAUAUCUAAUAUGGACGCACAUUUAACACCCGAGGCUAGAGAGAAAUUAAAGAAGGGACCGCAGACUAUUGGGAAAAUUAGAAAGGCUUUGGAUUUUAUGAGAAAUCAACAAUUGGAAGUUCCAUUUAUUGCAUUUUAUAGGAAGGAAUAUGUACAACCAGAACUAAAUAUAAAUGAUUUGUGGAAAGUUUACAAAUAUGACGCCAAGUGGUGUCAGUUGAAAAUACGCAAAGAAAACCUCCUCCAACUGUUCGAGAAGAUGCGUUCCUACCAGCUUGAUCAGCUGAUGAAAGAUCCGGAUGCUCCUAUUCCCGACAAUGUUCGUGUCAUGAAGGAUUCCGAUAUCGAAAGAUUGAAAAAUGUUCAGACUGCCGAUGAACUGAAUGAUGUGCACAACCAUUUCAUUCUUUAUUAUUCCGCUGACUUACCCGCAAUGCAUGCCGCAUGGAGGAUUAAGGAGAAAGAGAGAAAGAAACAAGAGAAAAGGGAUGCAAGGCUGAAGUUAAUAGCAGAAAGUGAAGAGGGAGCUGAUAUCCCAGAUGAAGUAGAAGAGAUUGACGAUGAUGAACCUGAGCCAGAGACGCUGAAGUAUGCUAAUAGAUCAGGAAGUUACGCCCUAUGUGCUAGAGCAGGCAUAGACCCCCUAGCGAAGAAGUUCGGUCUGACACCCGAGAAUUUUGCUGAGAACUUACGUGAUAACUACCAAAGGCACGAAGUUGAACAGGAGCCUUCUGAUCCUGCCGAGACAGCGAAAGAAUUCAUUUCACCUAAAUUUCAAACAGUGGAUGAGGUCCUGCAAGCUUCCAAAUACAUGGUCGCUUUACAAAUAGCAAGGGAGCCGCUUGUAAGGAAAUGUGUAAGGGAAGUGUUCUUUGAAAGGGCAAAGUUGUGUGUUUACCCCACAAAGAAAGGGCAGAAAGUCAUAGAUGAGGCUCAUAACUGUUUUAGUAUGAAAUAUAUCAAAGAUAAACCAGUUAGAGACCUCACUGGUGAUCAGUUUCUUAAACUCUGUAUGGCUGAAGAAGAAAACCUGCUGACUAUUACUAUCAAUGAAACAAUUGAGGGAAAUACUACUUCUUCUUACAUCGAUGAAGUCAAACAACUCUAUAUUAGAGAUGAAUUUAGUAAAAAUGUUCAAGACUGGAACGCUCUACGUAUGGAAUGUGUGGAAAGGGCGUUAACAAAAAGCGUUUUACCCGAUUUACGUUCAGAGUUAAAGAGAGCUCUAUUAGCGGAAGCCAAAGAGUUUGUGUUAAAAGCCUGCUGUCGUAAAUUGUAUAAUUGGAUUAAGAUUUCCCCAUAUGCGGUUACAUUCCCAGAUGAAGAUGAAGAUGAGUGGGAUACCACAAAAGGAAUUAGGGUUAUGGGUCUAGGUUAUGUUCCUGAUUACUCAGUAUCGGCGUUUGCCUGCAUAUCAGCACCUGAUGGUGAAAUAACGGAUUAUUUAAGAUUGCCUCACCUUUUGAAAAGAAAAAAUAGUUACAGAAUGGAAGAGAAACUGAUGAAAGAAGCGGAUCUAACAGCAUUAAAAAAUUUCAUAUACACAAAGAAGCCCCACGUUAUCUCAAUCGGAGGUGAGUCCAGAGAAGCUUUAAUGAUAGCUGAAGAUCUUAGAGCAAUCAUAACCGAGUUGGUAGAAUCUGACCAAUUUCCGUUGAUCAAAGUGGAAAUUAUAGAUAACGAAUUAGCCAAAGUAUACGCUAAUUCUAAUAAAGGACAGUCCGAUUUUAGGGAUUACCCUGAACUUCUACGACAGGCCGUUUCUUUGGCACGAAAAAUGCAGGACCCUUUGAUAGAGUACUCUCAGCUCUGUAAUGGGGACGAGGAAAUAUUGAGUUUAAGAUUCCAUCCAUUACAGGAACAAAUACCUAAAGAAGAGCUUUUGGAGGCCUUAUGCUUGGAGUUUGUAAAUCGAACGAAUGAGGUAGGUGUCGAUGUAAAUUUAGCCGUCCAACAAGCUCACAAAAGCAACCUAGUCCAAUUUAUUUGCGGUUUAGGCCCUAGAAAGGGCCAAGCUUUGCUCCGAGUCUUAAAACAAACGAAUCAGAGGCUGGAAAAUAGGACACAGCUUGUCACUGCUUGUCAUAUGGGUCCAAAAGUAUUUAUAAAUUGCUCUGGUUUUAUUAAGAUUGACACUAAUAGCUUAGGUGACAGUACUGAAGCCUACGUGGAAAUUUUGGAUGGUUCUCGCGUACAUCCAGAAACUUACGAAUGGGCUAGAAAGAUGGCUGUGGAUGCGCUGGAGUAUGAUGAUGAUGAAGGUGCUAAUCCGGCAGGCGCAUUAGAAGAAAUUUUGGAAGCACCUGAGAGAUUAAAAGACUUAGAUCUUGAUGCGUUUGCUGAAGAAUUGGAGCGGCAAGGAUUUGGUAACAAAAGCAUCACACUGUAUGACAUUAGGGCUGAAUUAAACUGCAGGUAUAAGGAUCUUCGCCAACCAUACCACUCUGCUAAUCCUGAAGAAUUAUUUGAUAUGCUUACAAAAGAAACGCCCGAAACGUUCUACAUUGGUAAAAUGGUUACAGCGUCGGUUAUUGGAAUUGCUCGUAGGAAACCAAAGCCGGACCAACUGGAUCAGGCUAAUCCCGUUCGUAAUGAUGAAACGGGACUUUGGCAAUGUCCUUUCUGUUUGAAGAAUGAUUUCCCAGAACUUUCCGAUGUGUGGAAUCAUUUUGAUGCAGGAUCCUGUCCCGGUCAAGCGACUGGAGUUAAAUUGAGAUUAGAUAAUGGUAUAUCAGGGUACAUCUACAUAAAGAACAUCAGUGACAAGCCUGUGUCUAAUCCAGAAGAAAGAGUAGGUGUUGGUCAACUCAUCCACUGCAGAAUAAUGAAAAUAGAUGUUGAGCGAUUCUCCGUGGACUGCACGUCAAAGUCCAGCGAUCUAUUGGAUAAAAACCACGAAUGGAGGCCACCAAGAGAUCCAUACUACGAUCAAGAAAGAGAGGACAGGGACACUAAGGCGGAAGCCGACAAGAAGAAAGAAAAACAGCGAAAAACGUACAUUAAAAGGGUCAUUGUUCACCCCGCAUUCCACAAUAUAUCAUAUGCCGAGGCCGAGAAGUGUAUGACUAAUAUGGAUCAAGGCGAAGUUAUUGUAAGGCCUUCCAGUAAAGGUGCAGAUCAUCUUACUAUAACUUGGAAGGUGGCUGAUGGCAUCUAUCAGCAUAUUGAUAUUCGUGAAGAAGGAAAAGCUAACGCUUUUUCAUUAGGAAAAUCAUUGUGGAUUGGCAACGAAGAGUUUGAAGAUCUAGACGAAAUCAUCGCUCGACAUGUCACGCCAAUGGCCGCACACGCUAGGGAUUUGCUAUAUUUUAGAUACUACAAGGACACUGAGGGUGGUCAUAAAGAUAAAGCUGAAGAAUACCUUAAGGAAGAAAAGAAGAAAAAUGCUUCAAAAAUUCAUUAUGUUGUAAGCGCUGCAAAGAAUAUACCUGGGAAAUUUCUGUUGUCUUACCUUCCUCGUAACAAGGUGAGACACGAGUAUGUCACGGUGACACCUGAAGGUUUUCGAUUCAGGCAGCAGAUGUUCGACUCUGUUGCUUCGUUGUUUAAAUGGUUUAAGGAGCACUUUAGGGAUCCACUUCCAGGUGGUAUGACACCUGGCACGCCUAGGAUGUCUUCCGGCCGUACACCUUAUGGUGGCGGUAGUGGCACACCGUCAUUCAACAUGAAUACUGAAGCUAUUCAGAGGGUAGCACAAAAUCUCCCGAGCCACAUGAUGCAGACAUUGUCUGCUGUUGCAAACCAGACUCCACAUUAUCCUCACACUCCUGGUGGUGCUUAUGGGGCUGCCAAUUAUAUUAAUACGCCUUAUACACCCAGUGGGCAAACACCGUUUAUGACCCCAUAUCAAACGCCCCAUACUCAACAAACACCUCGUUAUGGACAACAGACGCCCUCACAGCACAUGCCGAAUACAGCGCCCCACCUCAAUGGGCCGUUCUUGCAUCCGGGAGCUGUGACGCCCUCUCAGCGAACACCCAGCUACAGAAACCUCACAACCCAGUCUCCCAUGUUGCAACCUAGCCCAACACCUAGUCCAGGGUCGCAGAGUUCCUUCGGCAGUCACUCGCACAGCAGGGGUAGUUACGAUCCUGCGAGGGCAGGGGGAUACCAACCAAUCGAUUCUCCAAGGGGUUAUAUGAAUAGAAAUUAUCCAGAUGGGGGCAGGUAUGGAGGAAAUUCGGAGUCGAUGGAUUGGCAGAAGGCUGCAGAAGCUUGGGCAGCAAGAUCGAAAACUACACCAAGGAGUGAAGGUCGCAAUACGCCACGUUCCGGUGGGCAGAGAACCCCCAGAUUUGAAGACGUCAGAAACGAUUUGGAGAGAACACGCAUGAAAAAUGUCGGAAAAAGUCCGAGAUCAGUUCGAUCCACUCCACGCACCAAUACUUCCCCGCACUCCAUGUCAUUGGGUGAUGCCACACCACUGUAUGAUGAAAAUAUAUAACUAUUCAUAUAUUAAUUUUUGUACAGUGAGCUCUAGUUCUGAGCAGUUUUUGUUAUUUUUUAUUACGAAAUUUAAUGACCACAGUUACUGGAUCGAAGCAAAAAGUGGAUUGUUAAUUGGUACACACAUUCGGUAACUGUUUUUAUUAAUUAUUUAUAUGAUCAAGGUUUUUUUUAAUUCUUCUUAGUUUUAGUUUAUUUAUACAAAUAAA